AUUAUCACAGAAGCGACGGAAAUCAUAGAACCAACCCAACACACAUUGUUUGUUGCUGUGAAACAAUUUCUCAGUCCACAUGGAUUACCCAUUUGGCCAUCACUCUCACACCCACCACCACCGUGCCGAUGAAAGAGACGAAGACUACCCACCACCACCACCGCCUAACUUCGGUCACCCACCACCACCUCCACCUUCCUAUUACGCCCAAAACGAGCCACCACCACCUCCGCCUUCCUAUUACGCCCAAAACGAACCCACCCACGUCUACCACAGCUCCCAUGUAGGAGGCGAAUCCGAUUACUAUGCUCAGCCGCCGCCACCGCGUCGGCGACCGGAGUCAGAGGAGUACAACUACUCCGAUUCUCACAAUUACCCACCACCGCAAACCCAAUUUGAUGGUGGUUAUUCUUCUGUCCAACAUGUCUCUCACCAGACACCCACUGAAAGCGAAAACAACCCACACCACUAUCAGCCCCAUGUGCCCUCAUUCCUUCACCACCACACCCACCACGAGGGGGGUUCCGAUUUGGCCGAUAAACCCGCUGUUAGGGUUUUCUCCAAGGCUGAGGAGAAUUACUCCCUCACCAUCCGUGACGGGAAGGUUGUUCUUGCCCGUUCAGAUCCAUCUGAUCAGUUCCAGCACUGGAUCAAAGAUGAGAAGUUCAGCAUCAGAGUGAAGGACGAAGAGAAGUUUCCCAGUUUUGCUCUGGUCAAUAAAGCCACUGGUCAGGCCAUCAAGCACUCCAUUGGUGCCACUCAUCCGGUGCAGCUGAUUCCUUACAAUCCAGAUACUCUUGAUGAAUCAAUCCUGUGGACUCUAAGCAGAGACUUGGGAGAUGGUUUUAGAACAAUAAGGAUGGUCAAUAACAUUAAGCUGAAUGUUGAUGCAUUCAAUGGUGAUAAAAAUCAUGGGGGUGUCCAUGAUGGCACUACCAUUGUUCUUUGGGAAUGGAAGAAAGGAGAUAACCAACGUUGGAAGAUCGUUCCCUAUUGAUAUUCGAUAGUAUGUGGCGUUGCCAUGUCUGGAGGCCUCUUUUGCUUGUGAGCAUAUGACUAGAGAAGAAACGCUGUGCGUUCUAUGUGUGUGUGUGUGUCUGUGGAUUGUAGUUUUCUGUAUGCUUGUGUGCCCGCCGGUACGCUGUGUGCGACUUACCCAAAAACAAAAAUAAUUUAUGUGGUUUGUGAAAAUCGUGGUGUGUUACUUAGACCCUCAUACUGCACCUACUCUACAUGAUAUAUAUUAUUUUGAACUUAUAUUUCUAUAA
This is a messenger RNA of Cornus florida, 1268 nucleotides long. Its product is annotated as ricin B-like lectin R40G3. Lineage: Eukaryota; Viridiplantae; Streptophyta; Magnoliopsida; Cornales; Cornaceae. The transcript is spliced from 4 exons. Bases 80 to 997 code for a protein of 305 amino acids. The record is from RefSeq and is a predicted model, not a curated record.